Messenger RNA from Cylindrotheca closterium, 1386 nucleotides. NCBI's taxonomy places the organism in Eukaryota, Bacillariophyta, Bacillariophyceae, Bacillariales, Bacillariaceae. The record is from the annotation of a GenBank genome assembly.
AUGAAAUACUCUGCAAUCGCAAUCUUGGUCGUGUCGCGUAGCACAGUCCUUGCAUCCAAUACGUAUCCCGUGACGGACACGGAGCAACUAUUCUGCUACGAUAGCGACUCAACAGCAAGUGGAACUGGUGGAACAACUGGUGAUGAUACUCCUGACGAUACUCCUAAUGAAGUUAGUCCAGGCACUGUAGAUCCCGGUCCAGAAACGGGGGAUCAAGGAACAGGAGGACAAGAUGGUAGUCAAUUUCUACCAGCACCAGGAGGUCUCCGUCCCCGUCCAAAUCGUCCAAGUCGACCUCGUGAUGGUGGUGGUAGACGACACCUGGACGAAAUCACAUGUGCUGGUACUGGCCAAGAUGCCGAGUACACAACACUAUCGCAAAGCUUUCAAAACAAUGGCGAUGGUACCAUUUCUGAUCUCAAUACCGGCCUCAUGUGGACCGAAGACGUCUAUGGAGAUGGCUUGACGUAUGAACAAGUGGAGAAUGAAGUUACGAUCUUUAGCUUGGGAGGAUACUCGGAUUGGAGAGUUCCUACCAUCAAGGAACUCUAUACUCUCAGUGAGUUCAAUGGACAAACGGGAACUAGCCAAGAUACCAACAUUCCCUACAUUGAUACGGACUAUUUCAACGUCAAGUACGGAACGACACGAUACAUUGAUGGACAGCUUUGGUCGUCCAAUCAAUACACGGGUGUCAUCUUUGACAAUCCCAACUCUGAAUGCAACUUUGGCUUCAACUCGAUUGAUGGGCGCAUCAAGUGUUAUGGUCGGACUUCCACCAAAUUGUAUGUCCGCUACGUCCGUGGCAAUACUAAUGUUGGUACCAAUCUCUUUUCCGUGAGUGGACUCAGCAGAGAUAUCAUUGUGGAUGCCGCUACUGGAUUGGAAUGGACUCGAGGAGACAGUGGCAGUGGACUUGACUGGGAAGAAUCAUUGAGCUACUGCAAUGAUUUGGAGCUGGGUGGAUAUAACGACUGGAAACUUCCCGAUGCCCAUCAAUUGCAAUCCAUUGUGGACUACAAUCGUAGUCCGGAUGCUACUGGAACACCAGCGAUUGAUCCAUUGUUUGAAUCGACUCAAAUCACCAAUGAGGCUGGAGCCGUGGACUUUGGGUGGUACUGGACUAGUACAACACAUUUGGAUGGAAAACCAUUGGGAUCCAAUGCGAUCUACAUUGCAUUUGGUCGAGCCACUGGUUAUUUUGAAGCACCGAAUGGAACAGUGAUUGGAUCAGUCGAUGUUCACGGAGCUGGAGCACAGAGGUCGGAUCCGAAGGUAGGACCCGUACCAGAUCCCAACUACUUUGGACCACAAGGAGACUAUCGUCGUGUGUACAACUUUGCUCGAUGUGUACGCGGUUCUUCGAGCGCAUCACCAGAUGUGUAG